This is a messenger RNA of Linderina pennispora, 2427 nucleotides long. RefSeq lists its product as uncharacterized. The annotation marks the transcript as partial. NCBI's taxonomy places the organism in Eukaryota, Fungi, Kickxellomycota, Kickxellomycetes, Kickxellales, Kickxellaceae. The record is from RefSeq and is a predicted model, not a curated record. Gene Ontology annotation, biological process: mRNA splicing, via spliceosome. Gene Ontology annotation, cellular component: spliceosomal complex; Prp19 complex. The transcript has 6 exons.
CAUUUAAAGGGCGGUGUGUGGAAAAACACAGAGGACGAGAUCCUCAAGGCAGCGGUUAUGAAAUACGGCAAGACGCAGUGGGCGCGCAUCUCUUCACUGCUGGUGCGCAAGACGCCGAAGCAGUGCAAGGCGCGCUGGUAUGAGUGGCUCGACCCCAGUAUCAAAAAGACCGAGUGGUCGAAGGAAGAGGACGAGAAGCUUCUGCACCUGGCCAAGCUGAUGCCCACGCAGUGGCGGACCAUUGCGCCGAUUGUCGGGCGCACGCCUGCGCAGUGCCUGGAGCGCUACCAGCGGCUGCUGGACGAAGCUGAGGCGCUGGACAUGGAUGAGGACGAGAAGGAUAUGCUGUCAGAGGCCCGUGCGCGGCUGGCCAACACGCAGGGAAAGAAGGCGAAGCGGAAGGCACGUGAGCGCCAGCUGGAGGAAGCGCGGCGGCUAGCGACACUGCAGAAGCGGCGUGAGCUACGAGCGGCUGGCAUUGAGCUGAAGCCAAAGAAGAAAAAGAAGAACGCAGCAACGCAUGCCGACUACAAUGCGGAGAUCCCGCUUGAGCAAAAGCCACUGCCUGGGUUCUACGAUACCACCGAGGAGCUGGCCCGCAAGACUGAUGGUGCACAUGCUUUGAAGGGGAAGUUCCUGGAUAGCCUGGAGCGCAAGUCGCGUACGGAGCGCGAAGAGGAGGAGAGAGCAAAGGCGAAGCGCAAGCGCGAAAACAGGAGCAAGGGCGACGGGAUUGCAUUUGUGGCAGAAUCGGGGAAAGGGGGUCAUGAUGUGUUUGCAGCCAGGGAGGAGGAUGAGCAGAUUUCGAAGCGCAAGAAACUGGUGCUGCCCACACCCCAGGUCAAUGACGCCGAGUUGGAAACCAUUGCCAAGAUCGGUCAGCAGGGCGACCUGGCUCGCGAGCUUGUCGGCGAUGGUGAGGGAGAGUCAUCGAGCGCCUUGCUUGGCGACUACUCGGAUACGCCGACCAUGGCCACUACACGCACCCCGCGCACCCCAGCCCACAACACCGAGUCGCCUGCGCCCAGCAUGCCCACAGCCGGCCCUGGCACUGGCUUUGACGGCGUCAAGCCCAGAGGGACUGAUAUGGCCACACCUAACCCGUUUGCGCAGUCACUGCCAAACCCCGCAGCACCUGGCUCUCAGACAGCUGUGCGCGACCAGCUCGGUCUCAACACACCAGCACAGAAUGUUGCAUCGACGCCACGGGAGCAAAAGAUGGCCAGCCGCGGUUUGCGUGAGCAGCUGGCGCGCAAACUGGCGUCGCUGCCCAAGCCCAAGAAUGAGUUUGAGGUUGUGGAGGAAAUCCAAGUCGGACCCCCAGAUGCGGUCGAGGAUCAAACAGAUGUCGAGAGCCGGCUGGCCAAGGAGCGGGAGGAGCGGGAGGAGGCAGAGCUGCGGCGGCGUAGCAAGCCAGUGCAGCUCAACUUGCCCCGGCCCGACGCUUUGUCGUCGGAGAUCCUCGCGGUCAGCGUUUCUUCGGGGCUUCCACCGUCGCAUCCGGUCCCCAAUGCUCCAGUUUUACGCGGUGCCCGAUCGGCGGAUGCGGAGCUUGAGGAGAUCUCUGACGACCUGCUGGAGCAGGCUCGCGCAAUGGUUGCGACAGAAAUCGAACAGAAUAUGCCACAGGAGAUGAAGCAGCUGUUUGAGAGCGCGGGCAAGGUGCUUGCUGCUACAGCGUGGGCAUCGGCAGAAAGGUCAGAGACAUGGCUGCCAGCCGCCAACAAGUAUGUGGCCACCUCGGAAAUCAGCAAUGGUGAAUGGAUUGAAAAGUACAGUGUCGAGCUGGCGCAGCACCGCGAGCUAAUGGCUGCUGAGGCAGCGCGUGCAACAAAGGCCGAGCGCAAACUGGGCAUCACAUUGGGAGGAUAUCAGGCAAGGGCAAAGGCACUCACGGACAAAAUCAUUACGGCGCACAAAGAUUUUGAGCAGGCCAAGCUCGAUAGUGAGGCAUUCGCCAGUCUUUAUACGGCCGAGCAGGCGGCUAUUCCAGCACGCAUAGAAAAGGCAGAAGAAGAGCUGAAGAGGAGGCGGGAUGCCCUGAAGGCACAGCUUGCGCAGGAGCCUGCACCAGCGCAGUGACAGCAGCGCCUCUGCCAUGCGGGGUAGGUUAGAGAUCUGGAAUACACCAUUAUAACCCCUGCAUUCGUUCAAAUUCUGCGCCAACAUGCUCCCUUUCACAGACCCACGCUCGUACAUCCGAGACCACAUGCACUUCGGAAUGGGCGGCCCAUGGGACAAAUGUAGCAUUGGGCCUCUCUGAUGUGAAACGGAAAUCCAGCAUGCUUCUUUCCAUGCCUGAUUUGACUUCGUCACCCCCCCGGAUGGUUGGUUUGUGUGGUGUCUCGAUUACAUGUGGGCAGCGAUGUCCUAAGAGCUACCCCUUCUCUCCCAUUUUUAUACUCUAUUAAUAAAAGAAGUCCCUGA